AUGGUGAAUUUGAUGAAACUUGUCAGCUCAAAUGAAUGGGUAGAAAGGACAGCUGUAGGGACAGGCUUUAGGCCGCGUCUGUAUAUGACAUUUCCUAUUUAUGUGGAUGAGGAAAGUAUACUUUUAUCAGUGGAAAGUGAGGGAUUAUUCAGAUUUCCCAAUAUUGUACCAUUGGACAUUGCUCGAGUGUUCUUGAAGUCCUUUGACCCAGACAAGGACUACGUCAAUGCCUCCUUUGUGGACGACUACAGACAACGUAACGCGUAUAUUCUGACUCAGGCACCAUUGGAUAACACUGUUGAAGAUUUCUGGCGUAUGAUAUCACAGUAUGACAUUGGCACAGUUGUGAUGUUGAACAGCUUAAGAGAAGGGAAAGAGAGUUAUCCACAGUAUUGGCCCGCAGAAAGUUCUCAGGUCAAGCAUGGAGACAUCACGAUACAGAUUCUGUCGGAAAACACUUCAGAUAAGAUCACAACCAGGAAGUUUAGUGUAUCGAAUGCAGAGCCUCCCAAGAAGACGUCUACUGUAAACCAUUUACAGUUCACUGGAUGGGCCAACUCUCACUCGUGCCCAGAUACCCAGGAAAUCCUUGAACUGUUGACUGCCAUACAGCAUUCACAGCAACAAACCGGAAAUGGCGUCAUUGUUUUUCAGUGCAGUGAUGGUGUUGGUCGCAGUGGCUGUGUGUCCACCAUAAUGUCAGUGAUAGAACGAGUCAAGAGUGAACAAACAGUUGAUGUGUUUCAGACUGUUAAGCUGAUUCGAGCCAAGAGACCUGGUGCUGUCAUAACUCUGGAACAAUACAUGUUCUGUUACCAGACAAUCCUAGCAUACCUGGACUCAUUCAACACCUAUGCAAACUUCGCAGACUGUUAAACAGUCAGAGGAAUGCAGAGUUCAACUCUGAUGUGAAGUAUAAAAUAAGUUUGCAUGAACCUGUUUUCUAACUAUUUUCCUUUGGUAUUUGGUAUUAUUAAAGUGAAAUAGAAAGCGUUCUCCUCUACUUUUGUAGAUGGUUAGUAGUAAAUUAGAUUGGUAUAAUUUAUAGUAUUAUAAUUAUGAGGUAGGAAGCACUUAGAAGUACCGUUAGUUUGCUGGUAUAACGGUGGUUCCAGUUCCUCAGCAUCCAUGUGUCUAUUGUAAGAAUUUGCUGCUGUCGUUGCUUUUCAGUUCCUAUUUUCCAUUUACAUGCGACAGUGAACAAAUAGGCAUGAAACAACUAAAUUGCACAGCAAUACAGUACACUUAACUUUAUGAAUUAGUACAUGACAUGGUUAAAAGUAAUUUCAGGGUUGUCACAGUCAGGUAAUGGUCAGGGGAAAAUAUAUUCAAGGGGUCAGGUAAAAGUCAGGGAAUCUUAUUUUGAGUCGGGGAAACUGGCAUUUUCAACAAAAGCCAGGGAAAAUUGAAAUUAUAACACCGCUGAUUUAAUUUUGAAGGCUAAGAAGAAGCAGUUCGGUUUACUGUGAUCUUAACUUUGUUUCACCUUGAUGAAGAUGGUGAAUUUGAUGAAACUUGUCAGCUCAAAUGAAUGGGUAGAAAGGACAGCUGUAGGGACAGGCUUUAGGCCGCGUCUGUAUAUGACAUUUCCUAUUUAUGUGGAUGAGGAAAGUAUACUUUUAUCAGUGGAAAGUGAGGGAUUAUUCAGGUAAUUUUGAAAAGUGAUGUCUGUGGCAACGAUGAAUUUUCAAAUUAUUUUACUUUGUAUAUAUGGGUUGUUGAUC
This is a messenger RNA of Orbicella faveolata, 1724 nucleotides long. RefSeq names its product receptor-type tyrosine-protein phosphatase delta-like. Gene Ontology annotation, molecular function: protein tyrosine phosphatase activity; protein binding. NCBI's taxonomy places the organism in Eukaryota, Metazoa, Cnidaria, Anthozoa, Scleractinia, Merulinidae. Gene Ontology annotation, biological process: protein dephosphorylation. The record is from RefSeq and is a predicted model, not a curated record.